CGAGUCGCUUGCAACGGAGCGAGGGCAGCGGCGCGGGCGAGCUGGGCGGCGGCGCAGCGGGAUGCGCCCCCCCCCCGGGCGGCCGCCCCGCCGCGCCGGCCUCGCCGCAGCCUCCGCCUGAGCCGCGGCCCCGCCGCCUCGCCGCCGCCAUGCUGGUCAAGGAGUACCGCAUCUGCAUGCCGCUCACCACCGAGGAGUACCGCGUGGGGCAGCUGUACACCAUCAGCAAGCACAGCCACCAGGAGAGCGAGAAGGGCGAGGGCGUGGAGGUGGUGAAGAACGAGCCCCACGAGGACCCCGUGCACGGCGCCGGCCAGUUCACCGAGAAGCGGGUCCACCUCUCCAGCAAACUGCCCAGCUGGGCCCGGGCAGUGACCCCCCGCAUCUUCUACAUCACGGAGAAGGCCUGGAACUACUACCCCUACACCAUCACCGAGUACACGUGCUCCUUCCUGCCCAAGUUCUCCAUCUACAUUGAGACCAAGUAUGAGGACAACUGCGGGGACAGCGAGAACAUCUUCCGCAGCGAGAAGAUCCUGGGCGACCACGAGGUCUCCUUCCUGGACAUCGCCUUCGACGAGAUCCCCGAGCGCUACUACCGCAGCCUGGAGGACCCGCGCUACUUCAGCUCGGCCAAGACGGGCCGGGGGCCGCUGCGGGAGGGCUGGCGCCAGCACACCCAGCCCAUCAUGUGCUCCUACAAGCUGGUGACCGUCAAGUUCGAGGUGUGGGGGCUGCAGAGCCGCGUAGAGCAGUUCGUGCACAAGGUCAUCCGUGACGUGCUGUUGAUAGGACACCGGCAGGCCUUCGCCUGGGUGGACGAGUGGUGCGGCAUGACCAUGGAGGAGGUGCGGCGCUACGAGCGGGAGACGCAGGAGGCCACCAACGAGCUGGUGGGCCGGCUGGCGCCCGCCAUCGCAGUGAGCGAGGCAGGGCGGCCGUCGGCGCCGCGCUCGGCCCCCGCCAGCGCCCCCUCCACCCCGCUCGCCGACGACGCCCCCGACUUCCUCGCCGCCCCCAAGGCCCGGCCCCGCAAGAAGUCGGCGCCCGAGACCCUGACGCUGCCGGCGCUGCGGGAGCGCGCGGGUGCCGAGUGAGGCCCGCGCCGCCCGGGGAGAGCCCCGCCGCCAGGCCUCGUCCCGCGCCUCCGGCCCGGCCUCCCGUGACGUCGGGCGCCCGCGAGCCGGCCCAGCGCCAGGCUCCUCGCAGGGGGCCGUGCCGCCCCGCAGCCCCCGUCUGCGCCGCGUCCCGCUGCCGGGCUCCCCCGGCCGCCCCGUCGGCAGGAGGGGUGCCGGGCCGGCUCCGGCCGCCGUUUUCUUUGGGAAAACAAAGGCCUUUUCGGAAAUAAAGCUGAAGACGCGGUGGU
Molecule: messenger RNA, 1366 nt
Organism: Dromaius novaehollandiae (emu)
Lineage: Eukaryota; Metazoa; Chordata; Aves; Casuariiformes; Dromaiidae
Product: cytoplasmic phosphatidylinositol transfer protein 1-like
Exons: 10
Coding region: 150-1097 (315 amino acids)
Biological process (GO): phospholipid transport
Cellular component (GO): cytoplasm
Molecular function (GO): phosphatidylinositol binding; phosphatidylinositol transfer activity
Source: RefSeq, a predicted model, not a curated record